Talaromyces amestolkiae is the source of this 1623-nucleotide messenger RNA. RefSeq lists its product as uncharacterized. The transcript is spliced from 5 exons. Lineage: Eukaryota; Fungi; Ascomycota; Eurotiomycetes; Eurotiales; Trichocomaceae. Gene Ontology annotation, cellular component: membrane. Bases 1 to 1623 code for a protein of 540 amino acids. Gene Ontology annotation, molecular function: amino acid transmembrane transporter activity. Gene Ontology annotation, biological process: amino acid transmembrane transport. The record is from RefSeq and is a predicted model, not a curated record.
AUGGAAACCGCCAACAACAGCGAUUAUACCAAGAACGAGGCCUCGGUCACCGGCAAUCCGGUUGACAAGAGCUCCGGAGAUAUUCAGAAUGUUGAUGGUGUUGUGGUCGACCAGGGCUUGCAUCGGGCGCUGAAACAGCGUCAUUUGCAGAUGAUUGCCUUGGGUGGUGUUGUUGGAGCAAGCAUCUGGUAUGGAACUGGAACUGCACUCUCAUACUCAGGGCCGAUCGGUGCACUGAUUUCCUUUGCGGUGAUUGGCCUUGAUGUAUUCUUCGUGAUGCAAAGUCUGGGAGAGUUGUCGACGAUGUAUCCAACCCCUGGUGCAUUCACCGAAUUGGCCGGACGAUUCAUCGACCCGGCCGUGUCGGUUGCCCUUGGAUGGAAUUACUGGUACAUGUGGGUGGCCAACCUCAUGUCCGAGUACAAUAUGAUCUCCAUCGUACUGACAUAUUGGACCGAUAAGGUCCCGUCGUACGGCUGGAUCUUGAUCUUCUGGGCGAUUUAUCAAUGUGUCUCCUUCUUCGGUGUCAUCGUAUACGGAGAGGUGGAAUUCUGGCUGGCGGUCUGGAAGGUCAUCUGCGUGCUUGUCGGAUAUCUUCUCGCAAUUCUUGUCAACACAGGUGCAAUCGGCGGAGACUACGUUGGCUUCCGCUUUUGGCGUGAUCCCGGCCCCUUUGCAAAUGGUAUUAAUGGCUUUGGCCAGUCCUUUGUCCUGGCUGCAGUGUACUUUUCCGGAACCGAAAUGAUUGCCAUCACUGCGGGAGAGAGCCGUAAUCCAAAACGAGAUGUGCCAAAGGCUAUCCAACAAACCAUCUACCGCAUUGUGCUCAUCUUCAUGGGCAUGAUCUUCUUCGCCGGUAUCCUCGUACCUUCGGACGACCCCAACCUCUUAACCGCGGGAUCCAAGGCCGGCAAAUCCCCAUGGAGUAUUGCCUUGCAAAAUGCCGGCUGGAAAAAUGCUCCAGAUUUAAUCAACGUAUUCAUCUUGACAGCUUCGUUCUCUGCUAUGAACUCUGCCAUCUACAUUGCGUCUAGAGUUCUGCACUCAUUAGCAGGAAUGGGUCGAGCCCCUGCAAUAUUGGGAAAAACCACGUCGAAAGGCGUCCCUAUCUAUGCUGCUAUAUUGUCGAAUUUGAUGGGACUCAUUGCGCUCAUCAAUGUUGCAACUGGCGCUGGAACAGCAUUCACUUAUAUUCUCGAUAUUGCAGGCGCCGCUGCCUUCAUUGCAUGGGCAUGCAUUGGAGUUACGCAUCUUCGUUUCCGCCGCGCAUGGAAGCUUCAGGGUCACAGCCCGGAUGAACUCCCGUUCCGCGCAUUCCUUUUCCCCUACGGCGCCUAUUUCAUAACGAUUCUCAAUAUCUUCCUGCUUCUGAUCCAAGGUUACGGAACGUUCUUGACGCCUUGGCAGCCGGUUGCUUUUGUAUUCUCGUACAUUAUUGUUGUGCUUUUCGUCGGGCUUUUUGUCAUUUGGAAGGUUCUUAAGAGAACAAAGUUCGUCAAUCUGGCAGAGGUGGAUCUGCAAUCAGACCGGAAAGAGGCACUUGGAGGCAUGGACGACAUGGAAGAGCGAAGGGGCAUUCUAGCUAAGACGAAGAGCUUUGUGAAGUCUAAAUUAAGUCGUUAG